UAUUUCAUUCAAGAAAAAGUAACAACACAAAAAUGAGAGGUAAAAUCAAUGUUGUGUUUAUAAAUGUGCCUUUUAUAACAGGGGCACGUGUAUGUAACAAGCUAAAGUGAUCUUGCAUCAACACUUUGAUUCAUCCCGUUUCUCCAAAAUUUAAAAAAUCUCUUCAAUACACAGUAUGAUAUUUAUGAAAAAUAAUACAUGUAAAUAUAUCUGCUUGUUUUAAGAAUAAGAUGAAUGUUUAAGGAAGAGAAACCAAAACAUGAGCUAUUUAUUUACGUGAAUCUAACGGUAAAACUCCUAUGUAUGAUACUUUCUCCAUUUUAGGCCUAAUCGUGACAGUCGUGUCAUCUCUGAUAAUAUGUCUGUACGGAACACCAAUAAACCCACCACGAUACUGUAAUCCUUGCCAGGGUGGUAAAUAUACGUCACUUAUACCAAGACGAGACUAUGGUGUGACCAAAGACGCACUAUCAAACGAAGUAGUUAAUUUUUACCAAGUUCUGAAUACAGCGUACACGAGAGAGUCAGCAGCUUUGACACAAUCACCGUCAAGGAAUGAUUUCCGGGAUUUAACGACACCAUGUCCAAUGCCAACAAGACGUUCAAUAAGAGCCUGGAUUACGUGUGUAUACAACAAAUUAUCAGAUACUCUUAAAAAUGUGACUGACAACUCAAUUUAUAGUUCAACUUUGAAUACCAAUGCUAUUGUCGCAGCUGGUAGGAAAGUACUUUGCCAUUUUAAACUCGUCUUGAUACAGACAACAGACAGUCGUGACAGUCACUUCCAGACAGAAUUAUCAGACAAUUCAUGCUCACCAAUUCCUCAAUUGAGGAUGGUGACACCAGGUCCAAGAUUAUUUGAUAAGACCUUGGAAUCUUUACGAGUUGCCAGAAAUAUUUUAUAUAAAACAAAUGAGACACUAGUGAGGAAUGUUUUAGGUACGUUGCUUCAAUUUAGAAGUGAGAGAAGUAGAAGAAAAGGCAAUAGAAAAGGGAGAAAAAAUAAAUGUAAAAGAAGGAAAAACAAAAAUAGAAAAUGUAAAAGAAGAAAUAAAAAUAAACUUAAAAGAAAAAAUAAUAAAAGAAAUAAUAAAAGAAAAGUCAAUCGAAGACGAAAUCAAAAUAGAGUCAAUAAAAAGAAGUCGAAUAGCAAAAGUAAAGUUAAAAGUGGUAGAAAAAAUAUUGUUCAUUAACAUCUGAAUCAGGAAAAUAUUCAAUUCCUUUCUAGUCAUAUAUUGUUUUGGGCAUUUUGUUAACUUUUUAUUUUUAAUUCUCCAAUUUAUACUGCCGGUAUUAGUUUUAACUAACGUAGCACAAGUUAUUUUUUAAUACAAUUAGCGAUAACUAACUAGUCACACUUUUAAAGUUAUAUCUAUUGUACACUUGUAGUUAAUAACAUUUUAUACUAUGUACUAAUAUUUUUUAUUUAGAUUUAUUUAUGAGCUUGGUAAAUAGCAGUGCUUCGAGUGUGUUCAUAGAUGAAUUUAAGAUGUUUUUCACAGUAACGGUGACGCACUUUGUAUUUCUCCCAUCUAUAUUUUUCCUCUUCUCUAAAAUGUAGAUCACUAUAUAGGAAGGGAUAUUUCUAUUUCUUUGUUUUGUUGUUUUUGUGUGUUCUUUUCGGUGUAAAAAACUUGUUAAAUUGACUUGUUUAAAAUGAAUCAAUGGACGUUCAAGUAAAUACUUUCAUCAUUUGGGGAAUUAUUGGAGAUAUUUUAUGCAAUGCUCUAAAGAAUAAGUGCUUUAAUAACAUAGCUUUGAGUCAUAGAUAUACUCUCAUUUUCAUGGGACUUUCUUACAAAAAGUAACGACAAAAAGUUUAACGUUUUCAAUGUGUUUAGCUCAAAUAAAAACCGAUACUUUUAAACAUGAAAUAGUCACUAUCCCUUUCUAUGGUACCAUGUAUUUUCACAUUAGCUUGCAGACAUACACAUGUAGUUAUUAAUAUAUAUGUAGUAAUUAUAAUCAUGCUUACAAAUAUAAUCUUUUCCUGUGUGUUUUUAAUCUUAUAUUUAAAUAUAUGUAUUUGUACUAGCUAUU
Messenger RNA from Mytilus trossulus (common blue mussel), 2040 nucleotides. RefSeq lists its product as uncharacterized. The record is from RefSeq and is a predicted model, not a curated record. NCBI's taxonomy places the organism in Eukaryota, Metazoa, Mollusca, Bivalvia, Mytilida, Mytilidae. The coding region runs from base 300 to 1193 and encodes 297 amino acids. The transcript is spliced from 3 exons.